AGCACUCAGCCGCUGCGAAGACGGGGGGCUGCUUCCCUGGGCGGGCGCUGGCGACGCUGGAGGAUGGUGCCAGGAUGCCGCUGUGGGCUCUGCGCCCAGGCCAGCGGGUGCUGGCGAUGGACGGGGCAGGCAGACCCACUUACAGUGACUUCUUGGCUUUCUUGGACAAGGAGCCCCGUGCUCUCACCUCCUUCCACGUCAUCGAGACACGGGAGCCGCCCCGGCGCCUGGCCCUGACGCCCACCCACCUGCUCUUCGUGGCUGAGAAUGCCUCGGCACCCGCUGCCCGCUUCCGCCCCACCUUCGCCAGCCAUGUGCGCCCCGGACAUUUCGUGCUGGUGGCAGUGGCAGAGGGUGGCUGGCAGCCCGCUGAGGUGGUGGGGGUGCGGGACCGGAGGGACAUGGGAGCCUAUGCCCCGCUGACACGCCACGGGACACUGGUGGUGGACGGUGUGGUGGCCUCAUGCUUCGCCCUGGUGCAGGAGCAACAUCUGGCGCAGCUGGCCUUCUGGCCGCUCCGGCUCUACCACAGCCUGGUGGGGUGGCCAGGGGUGCAGGGGGAUGGUGUGCACUGGUACUCGGGGCUGCUCUACCGCCUAGGCCAGCUGCUUCUGCCCCCUGACAGCUUCCACCCGCUGGGGGUACCCCGGGCAGAGAGCGGAGGGUGCGCCUCGGCCAUGGCCGGCGCUGCUGGCAGAG
Molecule: messenger RNA, 699 nt
Organism: Leptosomus discolor (cuckoo roller)
Lineage: Eukaryota; Metazoa; Chordata; Aves; Leptosomiformes; Leptosomidae
Source: RefSeq, a predicted model, not a curated record